AACACCAUAUUGCGAUUCGGUAAGGUAGGUUUAGUGCUUGUGGUAAGUUCUAUUAGUUAAUUUGGUGACCUUGUCUGAGCGAAGUUGCUUCCGGUCAUGUGACCCAGGAUUUAGUUUGUAUGUAGUUUGGCACAAUGUGAUGUUGGUUUCUUGAGUUUGCUGGAUGUAAGUGGUUUAUGUUAGCAGUAUUUACAGUUUGUGUUUAGUGUUGUUAAUUCAGUGUGGCUUGGAAAAAUCAGUGGCCAUUGAAAAGAUCGGCAAUUACGGAUGGAUGUGUUAAGUGCUCAGAAAACUGUCGUAACAGUGUAAUUUUAAUACAUGUGUUUCGCAUUAGUGAUCUGAGUACGUCAAGUUGCAACCACCUAAGAGACGAAGAAGUCGUUUUAAUGCCUGCAUUAACAGUAAAGAAUAAAUACAUUUUACGUGAUAUGCACAAUGCUCUAUUGUGUGAUAGCAAAAUUUACGAAACUAAAAGCAUUACGUUUACUUACAAGGUAACGUGAUUUACCUUAACCAAACUUCGGCCGUGACAUCUGGCUUAUGCAAUUUAGUAUCUGUGUUCUAUAUUUCGCCAGAGUACAGUGAUCGUUUGCUAUUAACGAGUUUGCUGAUCUGUGUUAUAUAACCGUCGUCAUUAGAAUUAUGCUUAAUCACAUUAUACUGUCUCACAGCCCAGUUAUUUUGACUCCGAUAUAAGACUGUAUUAGGCAUUGCUUAACAAUUAAUCGUAUGAACUAUUUAAUCAAGAGAAAUGAAUACUGAUACAGCGUUAUGUGAUUUUUAAUUGUAUAAGUGUAUUUGGUAGUAAUGCGAGAACUAUAGAGGAAUAACAGCAACAUCAAAAAGUUAGUAGGCUCUACGUGAGAAUAAUAAGUGACAUAGCGAAAGAAGAAUACAACAGGAACGAAACAGAAGAAGAGAGUGGGUUCAGAGCUGGGCGGUCAACCAUACCAGGUAAUAUAUUCCGGCUUAAAAAGGUAGUUGAGAAUAAAAUAGCUACAGCAAGAGAACUUCAUCUGCUUUUAAUCGAUUUAGCGAAAGCAUGUGAUAACGUACCUACCGCAAAACUGUGGCCAGUACUACAAGAAUCUGGCAUUAAUCAUACCGUCGUCAAAGCAAUUAAAACAAUUUAUAUAACAAAUCAAUAUUAAAAGUGCGAAUAGGAGAAUAACUAUCAGAAGGAUUUCAAUGCAACAAGGUUUUGAGGAAAGAUUGUAAUGAGUCUCCUACGUUAUUUAAAAAUCGACAUAGAACAAGCUUUAAGAAAAUGGAAGAGGAAAUGUCGAGGUAUGGGAAUAGAAAUGAACAACAAAAACUUAUGUACGCUACAAUUUGCCGAUGACCAGGUGUUAACAGCACAGGAUAAAGAAGACCUAGAAUACAUGGCACAGAAAUUGAAAGACGAAUACAUAGAAUUUGGGCUUAACAUUAACAUUAGCAUUGACAAAAGCAAGUAUCUCUAUGCACAGAAGAUUAAAUAAUAUUACCGGGCGAAGAAUACAAUUACCUGGGAAUAAAAAUACAUGAAGAUGGGAAAGAUACACAUGAAAUAAAACAACGAAUGUCGUAUGGUAGAGAAGAUUAAAUGGAAUUUGGUGGAGCAAGGAAAUUACAAAAACGAGAAACACAAAUAUUUACAACGCCAUCGUGAAGAGCAUAGUGACAUAAUGAUCAGAUGUGUGGAGAAUCAAUGAAACCGAAAAGAGAAAAAUACAAGCAGUGUAAAUGGACGUAUUAAAGAGAUCGGCUAGAAUCUCCAGAAGAGACCAAAUAACCAACCAGAGACUAAGAGAAAUAAUGAAUGUCUAUGACACAUUGAUGGAUAAUAUUAAUACUUAGGCGACCUGUUCUUCAGUGCCUUGAGCAUCUACGGGUCUCAACUUUCGUUGGCUUUGAUCUAUUAGACAGUUGGUAGGACUCCUUGGAUGAGUGAUCAUCCUGACGCAUGGCAUCUGUACACAGGACACCACAACACAGGGAGACACAGACAAACAUCCAUGCCUUGAGUGGGAUUCGAACCCACGGUCCCAGCGGCACAAGGCCCACGCCUCAGAACACGCCACUGUGACGGCUUUAAUGGGUAAUAUGGAAAAGAAACAACUGAUUUGGUAUGGCCAUGUAAAACGAAUGAAAGAUGAAAGGCUACCGAGAGCAGCGAUGGAACGGUCACUUCAAGAAAAGAAAAGAAGAAACGUGGAAGGCCGCCAAGAACAUGGGUUGAAGGCAUUAGGGCUUACAGACGAAAGAAGAAUGGAGAAGAAAUUUGGGGAUCGGGAGGCGACGUCAGACUCUGUGAAACCGAUUGUGUUUAUAAGUGUAUUCGUGGAAACAGAGGAAAAAAAGACUGUACACUGAACCUGGGACUACUGUGUGCGUGCUUCAUUGAAAUUAUUCAGGGAUUCUCCCGGCUGUACGAUGUGAGCUACGGCUGACGUCAUGGAGUCUGGGUUGAGCGACAGUGCUGCGAGCCGUCAGAACAGCGUGAGAGACAGCAAACGCUCGAGUUUUGCCAAGGACAGCUUCAGGAGUCAUGAGGGCAGAGAAAAUCAUGACGGCGGGUCAGAGCAGGAGUCCCGCGGGGGCGUGGCCGAGCAGGAGGUGUCUCCUCGCAUCCCCCGUAAGUUUAUCGCCAACUGGCGCCAGGCUUGCGACCGCACCAAGGAUCGAACCAAGGAACUGCUCAAACGGUGGCGUACCUUGCCCGAGUCAGAGAUUGCUAAUGCAGCCGCCGCCGCCAGGUCGCAGCAGCAGGACAAGGACCAUGGCUGGAGCGUCCAUGUCUGGGCCACCUGGGUGAGUCGGGUCCCAAGUGAAGAGGAAUUGCAGGACCCUGCUUCGUGCAGCUGUCUGUCACAGCUACAGAAGGAGAAGUUUGGUCAUUUCUUUUCCCACCUUCUUGACUGGGACAAAGACAGCCUUAUUUCAGCGCAAGACUUCGAUGCACUUAGCGAGCGCUUACGUCAUUUUGCUGACUGGUCUACAAAUUCAGCCGAGUUCCAUAUUCUGCGUGAAGUACAAAAUGGAUUCACUGAAACAUUCAUUGAUACAACCACAGAAGAACCGCAUGUUCCAAGAACUGCGAGCAUUGACCACUGGCUGGUGCAGUGGAGUAAGAUGAUGAACUCGGCACGAAACCUCCAGGACUUCCCCCUCUGGCUACAGUACUUCCCCAAGAUCAUAUUCCUUGUGAUAAACAAAAGUGGUUCAGGAGUGAUCACGAGGGAUGAGCUCCGAGUGUUUUACUCCUCUUUUCUGGGCUUCAGCACGCAGAAGGUCGGCGAAGUGUUAGAUCUGGCUUACAGCAACAUGACUUCAAAUGGCGAUCAUCCUCUUCGCUACCACAUUUAUCAUCUUUGUUUCGCAAACUUCCUCCUUGGCCGACAUCCACAUGGACCAGGACAAUUCCUCUUUGGACCUUUUGAAGGAAGCACAAAUUAUUCGACAAUGUUCCCAAUUGACUACAGUGCACUCAGCAGUCCACCAGAGGCAUUAGAACCUUAUAGCCCAAAUAAGAAGACCAACAGACGGUCAGUGGUGGUUUGAUAUUACGACGUAUAAUUGAAAGUGAUCUUGGUAAGUCACAUUUUAAAGCUGGAACUUGUAGUACUUACGGAAUAUGAUAAAACUCUCCUCAGGGCAUUUCAGUCUCACUGCAAUUACUUCUGUGGACUCGUGUGAAAGAGUAUUGUACGCCGAGGAACUGUGAUGAACACUAUAUAUAGUGACUGAAUCACUGCAAUGCCUCAAAAUACUUAUUGAAGCUGUGUCUUUUGUUACUCGUUGUGUUCCAAAAUGUGGCGCAAGAUUGUA
Zootermopsis nevadensis is the source of this 3810-nucleotide messenger RNA. RefSeq lists its product as uncharacterized. NCBI's taxonomy places the organism in Eukaryota, Metazoa, Arthropoda, Insecta, Blattodea, Termopsidae. The record is from RefSeq and is a predicted model, not a curated record.